AUGAACAUUUCUGAGGACCGCGCUGUUGAUGAAUAUUUGCUUGGCCUUCUUAAACAAGGCAAUUCGUUGUAUGCAAAAACCGAAGACGACACAGUGGCAGGCCUUUGUGUAAACUUUGCUGUAAGCCCAGUGGACCCACAAAACUUGCGAAAUUACGCCUUUUAUAGACAAAUAAAAAUGUUAGCAGUAUUACCAGAAUAUCGACGACAGGGUUUGAGUAUUAUGCUAGCUGAGAAAUCAAAAGAGCUAGCUCAAGAUCAAGGAUACCAGUUGAUACGAAUGGACUGCAUUAACCCUUAUGACUAUAAAAUAGCUGAACGCUGUAUGCUAUCUUGUAUAGUGAGAUAUCCUCUUCACAAGCUGCGCGGUAUAAAUGCUCCAUUCAUCAAACGCAGUUCGGAAUACAAUAAAUACAUGCGUGUAUAUAUCGGAAACGUACAGAAAGACGCGACUGAAGUUAAUUUUAAACACACCCAAGUUGAUUUAGAGAGCAUGAUUGAA
Brenthis ino (lesser marbled fritillary) is the source of this 501-nucleotide messenger RNA. The record is from the annotation of a GenBank genome assembly. NCBI's taxonomy places the organism in Eukaryota, Metazoa, Arthropoda, Insecta, Lepidoptera, Nymphalidae.